AUGUACCGAAAUUGCUCCAUCUCCGGUGCAGAUGUCAUCAGGGAGCCGAGAUUCUGGGCCUUGCUCAAGGAGCCAAACAACCGGGCGACGGCGCUGCCGAACCAGGUCAUCUGGACCAACAUGUCGGCGCUGUCGUUCGAGAAAUGCGACGACGUAUGGCAGGCCCUCGCCAAGCGGCUCGAGGCCGGCGCCAACGCGCGCCACCAGGCCAAUAGCUCCCUGCCGCUCACCGAGCGCGCCUUCGUGCCGCUGACCAUCGAGGUGCGCUCGCAGCCCGCCCCCGCGCGCUCCUCCGGCCCGUGCGCCCGCCAGCAGCCCACGCGUGGGCCCGCGCGCAGCGGCACCCACCCACCCUCGACACCCCCCCUGCCCACAGGAGGAGUUCGACGUCAAGCUGACGGAGCUGCUGCGCAUCAUGAAGCGCCUCGACUGGAUCGACGUGUUCGAGUGCGGGCCGCCCCUCAACGCGUCGAUCCGCCCGCUCCUCCAGACCGCCAACACCACCCAACUCCCCCUGAAGAAGAUGUACAUCGACGGUGCGCCGCCCGCCCCGACGCGCCGACGACCCGCGCGCGAGCCCGCGGAACACGCCGUGCACGGCCGCCCGCCGCCCGCACGCGCCGUCGAAACACUCCCCCCCGGCCCCCGGCUGUGCGUGCAGCGACCAAGCUGCGCCCGGACCUGCUGAAGUCGUUCGUGAGCAUGCUCAUCAACGCCACGCAGCUCGAGUCGCUCAGCAUCUUCAACUGCAAGCUCAACCACGAGGAAAAGCGCAUCGCCAACGUCGAGGACGUGCCGCUGCAGGCGUCAGCGCAGAUGGUCUACAGCGUCUCCCUGCUGCAGCGCCUGCGCACGCUGCAGAUCUCCCUGCCGCGCGUGCACCCGGACCUCGCGCUGUGGACCGCGCUCUCGCGGCUGCCCGAGCUCGAGCUGCUCGAGGUGGAGCGCAGCCCCGCGUUCGUGUCCAAGUCGCGGCACAGGGACGAGAUGGUGUGCUGGUCGGACCUGGAGCCGCUGAGCGAGCUCAAGAAGCUCCGCGUGCUCAAGCUGACGAACGUCAUGAUGGAGCACGAGGACGGCCCAGGCGACCUCGCCCUCGAAAUGUCCCGGAAGCGCGUCGGAAAGAACCUCAAGUGGCUCAAGGGUCUGACGCACGUGGAGAUCAACAUGGAGCAGUCGCUGGAGGACCACGGCUGGGUCAUUCCCAUGCAUGUCGUGCGGCCGCUGCCCACGCUGGCCGCGCUCGACACGCUGCACGUGCAGUGCGCGAGCGCGUCGCUCAUCGAGAUAUCGAAGAAGCUGUCGGGGCUGAAGCACCUCGGGCUGGACUUCCACUGGGAGGAGAGCGCUGCGGAGGCCCCCACGGCGGAGCGCUGCGAGUGCCUGGGCACGCUCAAGUCGCUGCAGUGCCUCAUGCUUGCCAACCUGCGCAUCCGGCAGGACGAGCACAUGAACUUCCUCACGCCCCUCACCAACCUCCGCGUCCUUAUGCUCCAAAUCGUGCCCUUCGACGACUGGCUCGAGCUCAGCCCGGCCCCGGAGGUCCACCCUCGCGCCCGCGCCAUGUCCCUCGCCCUCUUCGGACAGCUCCCGCUCCUCGAGUACCUCACCGUCGACCUGGGCUUCAGCAUCCCCGAGGACGCCGGCGAUGAAAGCGACAUGCCGAUGGUGGUGCCGACGGGCCUGACCGCGCUCCUCGGGCUGCGGCACCUGCGCGUGAUGGGCCUGCAGAGCUUCUGCCUGCACCUCCUCUCGCAGCCCAAGCACCCGGACGGGCCCGACGCGUGGCGGCGCCUGCUCAAGCGCCUCAAGGGGAUCUACAUCUCGCAGGCCGGGUUCCCGGGCAUGGUGCAGCUGCGCGACUGGGUCGAGAUGUGCGGCGGCAUGAUUGCGGUCUACCUGCACAUGUGCCAGCUGCCCGACGCGCGCCUGCGGCAGGGGGCCGCGGUCACCGAGGCGGCCAUCGAGAUCGCGCGCGUGCGCCUGGUCCAGAAGGGCGUCAAGACGGACUUCCGCUCGUUCGAGGAGCUGGUCAAGACGCUCCCGGGGUGGAAGGAGAGCAACGCCAACAGCGAGGACGCCCCCGUGACGCUGGACGACAUCGGCAACCUGUCCGACCCGCGGCAGCAGCAGGACCAGGACGUCGGGUUCCCCGACAUGAUCGAAGACGUCGACUUGGGGGGGCAGCUCAUCGUGUGA
Molecule: messenger RNA, 2199 nt
Organism: Pedinophyceae sp. YPF-701
Lineage: Eukaryota; Viridiplantae; Chlorophyta; Pedinophyceae
Source: the annotation of a GenBank genome assembly